Vicia faba (fava bean) is the source of this 549-nucleotide messenger RNA. The record is from the annotation of a GenBank genome assembly. Lineage: Eukaryota; Viridiplantae; Streptophyta; Magnoliopsida; Fabales; Fabaceae.
AUGACUACUCCUUCUGGUUCUAACAAACUUUCUUCUCCGAAUCGAGGGAAAGGAAAGGGUGUACAAUCAAUUCGGCAAAGGAGGUUGACGAGACAGAAGAAGCUCCGUUACCCUACCGAUCUAGACGGGGAACCGUUUAAAGGUGUUUCGUUUUCUUUGCCGGCGUCGCCUCUCAGGUCUAGCGGAGAUCAUCGCUCGUGUUCCGCUGUUCCCUUGCCGCUUCCGUCGCCGUUCACUCGACGGACGGAUCAUCACGCCAUAAAAACGGUGGAUCAUGAAGCGGCGAGAACUUCGAGGUCUUCAAGUAAUUUAGGUAGAUCCUUUUUUGCUACAGUCACUGAAAAUGGAAAGAAUGAUUUAAGAGUGAAUAUCCCUCCUGUUAGAAGCUUGGUGACAAGCAACAGCUCUUGUAAAGAUACUAGAAAACAUUCUCAUGACAAUGAGUGUGGAGGUGUUACCAAUGGGAAGUUGCAAUUUGCUGCUAGGAGUGCUCCUACAAGCGUAUUCCCCAGUCCUGUUACUGGUCCGCGCAGAUUAAGCAAAUAUUGA